This is a messenger RNA of Cladocopium goreaui, 1971 nucleotides long. Lineage: Eukaryota; Dinophyceae; Suessiales; Symbiodiniaceae. The record is from the annotation of a GenBank genome assembly.
AUGCUGGGCGAGCUGCCGAGGACGGCUGUUUUGGCCCGAGCAGGUGACACAGCUCAAUCCGUGUGGGAACGGUACCAUGCUGGGGAGGACACUUUUGAGCUCCUUGCGCUGCAAAGAGUGGCCUCGGGCGUUACCCGUGCGCAGCUUCUUCCACGCCAUGUCAACGGGGCCCUUGCCAGGCUGGCCCUGUGUUGUGACGGCAUCACGAUGCAGGAGCUCUUCGAACUAUGGAGGGCAUGGCAGCACGGUAGCUGGACAGCCUGCGGAGGAGUCGUGUGGAUCAACGACGAAUAUCGAAGAGCGGGUGCUGCCUUGCGAUGCAUCUUGGGCGCCGUGGAGGCUGAGGUGGAGCCGUCUGCGAGGAAUGCAGGCGAGGAGGCGACUUCUGCCCCUUCUGCGGCUCUUCCGACGAUGAGUUCUGAGUCAGUCCUGUCAGGGGAUGUCGAAGGGGUGGUCCAGGGAGGGUAUAAGGCACGGGAGAGUGCUGGAUCCAGAUCAUCUCCUUCUACAUCCUCAGCCCUGGCUCAACUAGGACUCGUGAUCGCUGCCGGUGCCAUGGCGAGCGGUAAGGGACGGUACGCUCUUGAGGCCGCAGGUGAAGCAAGCACCUGGGACCCAGAGCAAGCCGUGGAAGUGGCCACUAUGGAGAGGGCGUGGGAAGUGAGACAGCACUUCGGUCUAGCCGAUGAUUACGACCUCGCCUAUGCCUUCGAGAACUACCAGGACGCCAUGUCGGUGGGUUGGUGCGGGAGUGACCCGUAUGAGCUCAUCAGGUCCACGUCUUCAGCUUUUGCUCAAGACAGCGUAGGAGCGAGCGAGAAUCCCCAGGAACUUCACUCCCUCUUGGGUAAGACAUUGGUUUGUGAUUGUGCCGAGGAUGAACUUUGUGAGGCUGACGUUUUGGCAGGCACCGACAUUGGCUGGUUCCUCAGUGGUUCGGUGGACGCAAGAGGCGUCACGACUUUUCGGAAGCUCUGCCCAGCAGAGUGGUUUUCUGUUUUCCAGUUCCCUAUGAUUGAGGACCUCCUGAACCAACACCCCUUUAGCAGCUAUGUGCAAUGGCGCGAGGCGCAAGGGUUGGAGUGGGAUGGUCCCCUCAAUCCUUCAGGGGGGUCUGGAGUCACCAGGCUCAGGCAGCGGCACACUGAGGGCAAACAAGCAGGAAGCUUGAAUCAUCGAGCAGCACAGCCACCUCUCCUGCCGUUUGGGCUGGACCCGGAUGAACAUUUUGAGGCAGCCUGCACCAUAGGCCAAUAUCCUUUGCCGACGGAGAGAUCACCUGUCGCAGACACCGACCUCCAAUUUGCAGCGUGCAUGCAUGCCAGGGAAAAGGAUUCCUUGAGUUCGUGGAGGAGAAGGGCACUGGGCAUCUUGCGUGAGCUGAAGCGGAGAUGGGCACCAGUGACAGACGGGUUGCGAUCUUUGCAGACGACAUCAAUUGCAGGGGUGACCACCAAGAGGGACUUGGGGUUAACUGCAUUGCUGGUGGUGAUGACCCAGUGGGGAGACACCUGUUAUCCAUAUGGCCUCAUCACCGGUUUGCCUGCGGUUGGCACUGCACCCUGCUACAACAUCCGGCACAAUCUGGGCCUAGCACCCAUCAAAGAGAGACAGUAUGAGAAGGGCGUCGUCCUCACAACUCGGAUUUUAAAGAGUUUUGAAGUCAUCGAAGCGAUACUUCGGGACAAGCCUAAGACCCCUGUGGGGUCUCCUCAGAACUUGAAGUCUGCGCUGCAGAUGGGGUCUUUUUGCACAGAGGUCGUCCAUGGCGCCUUCAUCCUGGGAAUCCAAGAGCAGUCCGGCGACGCAGCGGUGGCGCUGAUGGAUGCGGGGCCCUUGGGGCAGCAGGUGCUGGCCAAUAUGAAGGGCACUGAGCUUCUGAUCGAAACGCUCAACUGGGGGUCCUUCGUGACCUACAUGGGCACGAUGACUUUCGAUCAACACGGCCGGCGGCAGAUUCAAUCCAGGUGA